Poeciliopsis prolifica (blackstripe livebearer) is the source of this 1574-nucleotide messenger RNA. RefSeq names its product acid phosphatase 5a, tartrate resistant (gene acp5a). Gene Ontology annotation, molecular function: ferric iron binding; acid phosphatase activity; ferrous iron binding. Lineage: Eukaryota; Metazoa; Chordata; Actinopteri; Cyprinodontiformes; Poeciliidae. The coding region runs from base 30 to 1031 and encodes 333 amino acids. Gene Ontology annotation, biological process: bone resorption. The transcript has 6 exons. The record is from RefSeq and is a predicted model, not a curated record.
CGCAGUCAGCCAGAUCCCGUUUCCUCACAAUGGCAUUUGCUCUUUUGAUCCUCCUCGCCGCCGUCGUCGGUGAGACCCUCUGCUAUCCUGCUGCUUUUGAGGACCUGGGGCUAAAUGACAGAAACAGGACCUCCAUUAAGUUCCUGGCUGUAGGGGACUGGGGUGGACUCCCUUCCCCGCCUUAUGUCACGACUGUGCAGACAACUACAGCUCAGGAAAUGAGCAACGUAGCGCAGCAGUUUGGUGCUGACUUCAUUCUGGCGCUUGGCGAUAACUUCUACUUCACCGGUGUGAAGAGUGUGGAUUCCCCACGGUUUAAGGACACCUAUGAGGAUGUGUACACCUCAAAGUAUCUCAAAGUCCCUUGGUAUGUUGUGGCCGGUAAUCAUGACCAUGCAGGAAACGUCAAAGCUCAGAUCGAGUAUUCUCAAAAGUCCGACAGAUGGAAGUUUCCCUCUUAUUACUACGAGCUGAACUUCCGCAUCCCCAACACGGGGAAGACUCUCACCAUCAUCAUGCUCGACACGGUGAUGCUCUGUGGAAACUCUGACGACUUCGCAGACGAGCAGCCCAGGGAGCCCCUGAACGGGGUGGACGCCAACCGUCAGCUGGUCUGGCUGAAGGACCGGCUGGCCCAGUCCAAGGCAGACUUCCUGUUGGUGGCGGGCCACUAUCCGGUCUGGUCCGUGUCGAAACACGGCCCCACAAAGUGCUUGGUGCGGAAGCUUCGCCCUCUACUCAUUAAACACAACGUGACCGCUUACCUGUGUGGACAUGACCACAAUCUGCAGUAUCUUGAAGAGUCUGGCGUGGGCUACGUAGUGAGUGGUGCUGGGAACUUCUUGGACCCGGACGUCCAUCACUGGAAGAAAGUCCCCAAGGGCUCUUUGAAGUUUUUCACCGGCCAGCUCUCGACUCAGGGGGGCUUCGUUCAUGCAGAGGUCACCGACAGCAAGCUGAUCCUGACCAUCUUCCAGUCCAAAGGCUCGACUCUGUACCGCACCGUCCUUUCCCAGAGGGAGUUCAAGUAGACGUCCAGCUGAGAAAAUCAUGUAUUGUGAAAAGGACUCGAUCUGUUGAAUCGGCGACAAUUCAUUCUACUUUUAACUUUGCCACAAAAUUUUCAAUGUGUUUAAAUAUUUUAAAGGAAUCAAAGUUUCAUCUGUGAAUUUAAUGUAAGCUAAAAUGUGUUUUGUAAAGUGUGGUGUAUCUUGUUUUGAUAGCAGUUUUCAAAGACUUCCUUCAGAAACUGUAUCUUCAAGAGUUUUAUUGUAUAAUUUGGUAAUGUCAAAAAAAUGACAGCAUAUUGUAUUAGUUCUCCUCCCAUUAGAUGUUGUGCAUGCUAAUGCUAUUCUUUUAUUUUGUUGUGCACACAGGGAAACUGUUCUGCUGUUUGAGAGAAAUUUAACCCCAGACCUCCCUGAAAGGCUUUAUAGCCAUUUCAUUUUAUUUUCUUCUGGAUACCUGUGCAUUCUCGUUGCAAUGGAUUUUCUUUUCCAGUGAAAUCAAUUCAAACCCUUCUCUUAACAUGUGAAGAUAAUUAAGUAAAUGUUUUAUAAAGUUUCUAAGUUGCA